This is a messenger RNA of Ogataea philodendri, 954 nucleotides long. RefSeq lists its product as uncharacterized. The record is from RefSeq and is a predicted model, not a curated record. Gene Ontology annotation, cellular component: Golgi apparatus; fungal-type vacuole membrane. The coding region runs from base 1 to 954 and encodes 317 amino acids. NCBI's taxonomy places the organism in Eukaryota, Fungi, Ascomycota, Pichiomycetes, Pichiales, Pichiaceae. The transcript has a single exon. Gene Ontology annotation, biological process: manganese ion transmembrane transport; calcium ion transmembrane transport; Golgi calcium ion homeostasis. Gene Ontology annotation, molecular function: calcium ion transmembrane transporter activity; manganese ion transmembrane transporter activity.
AUGAAGGUACGCAACGUUUUGGCUGUGGCUGCAGUUUUGGCAGCUGCGUCUGCUGUUUACCCUCCAGUUGCUGCUGAUAAGAGCAUCGACAGCGAUGAUCUCGUGACCAUCCAGUCGAUUGAGGCCAACGAAGAUGAAAAAACCUUGGAGCACCAUCUGAGUAACCUGAAAGCCGAAGCUGCAAAAGACAGUUCCGGACCUGUUGCCGACUUCGAGGCGCCUCGCGAGCUGUCCGACGCAUUCCUGAUGUCCACAUCCAUGAUUGUGGUGAGCGAGAUUGGCGACAAGACGUUCCUUGUUGCUGCGCUCAUGGCGAUGAAACACCCUAGAGCGGUGGUGUUUUCCGCCGCAUUUGCUGCCCUUGUGCUUAUGACAGUGCUUUCCGGAGUGGUGGGCCACGCAUUGCCUGCCCUGAUCCCGCAGAGAUUGACCCAAUUUUUUGCCGGUGUGCUGUUCAUUGUGUUCGGUAUCAACCUCCUCCGAGAGGGGCUGUCGAUGUCCAAGGAUGCGGGAAUGGGCGACGAGAUGGCCGAGGUUGAGGAGGAGAUCGAGAUUUCGGCUUUGAACCAACGCUCGGGAAGUUUGGAAGAAGCGGCCGGACCAGGCGCAGUUGUGAAAAAGCCGUUGUGGAAAGAAGCCAUUUCCCACGUCUCCAACCUCGCCUCCUACAUCCUGUCUCCCGUGUGGGUUCAAACUUUUGCCAUGACUUUCCUCGGUGAGUGGGGAGACCGUUCCCAAAUCGCUACCAUUGCCAUGGCUGCCGGUUCUGACUACUGGAUGGUUAUUCUCGGAGGCAUUGUCGGACAUGGUCUGUGUACGGGGCUUGCGGUCAUAGGAGGCCAGCUGUUGGCCACCAAGAUCAGCAUGAGAAACGUCACAUUGGGCGGAUCCAUUGCCUUUUUUGUGUUUUCGAUUCUUUAUUUCUACAGUGCCUAUUACGACCUCGAGUCAUAG